Messenger RNA from Papaver somniferum (opium poppy), 3386 nucleotides. RefSeq lists its product as uncharacterized. Bases 359 to 3133 code for a protein of 924 amino acids. Lineage: Eukaryota; Viridiplantae; Streptophyta; Magnoliopsida; Ranunculales; Papaveraceae. The transcript is spliced from 3 exons. The record is from RefSeq and is a predicted model, not a curated record.
UCUUCUUCUACUCUUUGCUAUCUCAUCUGGGUUCCUUAUAAUUCCUUCUUUUUCCUCACUGUACAUUAGAUUUCUUCCCAAGAUUUUGAUACUGGUGAAUUCCUAUCGGAACUUGUGUUAUAUAGAUUCUACAAAAUUCUUGUACUUUCAUCUGCUUUUAUUUUAGUAAAUAUUUUGGACCGGUUUCCUCAAAUAUGCUUAUGUUGGUUGAAUUCAUUGUAGAUUUCUUUUUGUUUGAAUUCAAGUUCGGGUUGGUUUUGAAUCUGGAAUCCAUGUUUUGAAGUACAGUUGUUUUACUGAAUCUUUAUAAUUUCUAUUGGUCUGUAGAUUGGAGUUUUUGUUUGUUCGAAUCCGUAGUAUGGGUAUGGCUCGAACACCGAGUUUGAGAAAUGGGGAAUACUUGGAAGGGAUGAUAAAUGAGUAUGUCAAUGGAAAGGGGAAGUCUAGCAGAGGUCACAAGAGUACUAAACUUGUCGCAGCUCUUACAUGUUUACAGUUUGCAUUUGCAAUUUAUGCAACAUUCCUUCUUUACUAUAUGAGUCCUACUGUGGAUUUGCGUAUAGGGGCUACUAAGAUUGCACAACACUGGAAACAGUUUAUUGUCCCUCCUAACGUAGCUGGACGGUACCAAGAAGCUUCUUCUGUUCUUGUAGAAGAAACUCCGGCUUUGGGAGUAACCGAAGUAUGCGAGCAUGAGAAAAUCGAUUUCGAACAGAAGAAAUCAACUGAUGCACAAAUGAUCAAGCUGAAGAGAGAAUUAUACGACCAGGUGUUGGAUUUUCAGAGCAAAUCCGUUGGUACAGAAACUCUCAAAGAGCUUAUGGCAAUGAAGUCGAUGUGGAAUGUACGAGGUCCUAAAAUCCCGAAAAUCACCGUGAUUUUGAACCAUUUCAAGAGGAAGACACUAUGUUCGCAGUUAGAGUCCCUUCUCCAUCAAACCCUUCCAUUCCACAAUGUUUGGGUGCUCUCCUUCGGAAGUCCUAACGAGCUUUCAUUGAAAAGAAUUGUUGAUAGUUAUAACGAUUCCAGGAUAAGUUUCAUCAGUUCUAGUUAUGAUUUCAAGUACUAUGGAAGGUUUCAGAUGGCUUUACAAACGGAUGCGGAUCUUGUGUACCUUCUUGACGAUGACAUGAUCCCCGGGACAAAGAUGUUAGAGAUUCUAUCUCAUGUUGCAGGAACUGACAAGUAUAAGAACUCGGUAGUGGGAAGUAUUGGAAGGAUCUUACCUUUUAGACAAAAGGAUUUUACUUUCCCGAGUUAUAGAAAGUUUCGAUCCAAGGAAGCUGGACUUUAUUUGCCUGAUCCUGCUUAUGAUAUCACCGUCGACAAGAUUGUUCAAGUGGAUUUCUUAUCGAGUUCUUGGUUUUUAUCAGCCGAGCUUGUCAAAACUCUCUUCAUUGAAACUCCUGCCACCUUCAUGACUGGAGAAGAUUUACAUCUCAGUUAUCAGCUUCAGAAGUAUAGAGGUGCUGGUUCUUUUGUACUGCCAGUUGAUCCACUCGACAAGGAAACUUGGGGUGACAGUGAACAUAGGCUCGCUUAUGUGUCUGAGACCACAGUAAUCUUCAAAGAUAUCGUUCAAGUUCGGGAUGAUCAAUGGUGGCGAGCACUCGCUACGGGUUAUGUGACACAAUGGGCUGCAAUGCACCCACAAAAGAUAGAUGCUCUUUUCUACGCUCAUACUCUGGAAGAAGUGAAAGCACUCGAGCCCCUUCUCGAGAAAUUCAGAACCACUGUUGGUAGAAAGGCUUACAUUGCCACUCCAGGUGGAAAGUUCUGUCCUUGUGAAGAAGCUGCAAGUUCUAUGAAAUGGCCCAAGUCAGUUUGCCGAGAGAGGAGAUUUAAAAUUUUCGACUUAGGAAUUGGGGCUCUUUCAGAGUUGUCAGAUUCUGAAGUUCCUGUUAUACAAGCAGUUUAUUCUAGCAUGAAAGGUUUGAUCAAAAUCCAUAACCCAACUGUGCUAAUUACUGUGUCUGACAUCGAUCCAAAUAUCAAGAAAGCUCUGAAAAUGGCAUCAGAGACCAACUCAAACCAAACAACACAUAUUCUUCUACCAAGGUCCUCAGUGUCCAGGGUUCUGUGGAUGGCUGAUCUACGACCAACUGCAUUGCCAAAUUGGAACAAAAUGAGAAUUUCUGUGAACAUAAUCACCCAAAACCGUGCUUCGUCACUCUUGAGACUUCUCAACUCUCUUAAAAACGCCUACUAUCUGGGAGAUGACAUCCCUAUCAGCUUCAACAUGGAUAGCAAAGUUGAUGCCGAGACUAUAAGGCUUGUGAAUUCAUUUGAAUGGCCUCACGGUACAAAGACAUUCCGGAGAAGAAUCAUUCAAGGAGGACUGAUUCGAGCUGUCAGCGAAAGUUGGUACCCAGCAUCAGAUGACGAUUUCGGCCUUUUACUUGAAGAUGACAUUGAAGUUUCGCCGUACUACUACUUAUGGAUCAAAUACGUCUUGUUAGCUUACCAUUACGACCCGCAAGUGUCUCUCCCUGAGCUUUCCUCCAUCUCGCUCUACACCCCGCGGUUGGUCGAAGUGGUUAAAGAGAGACCCAAGUGGAAUGCAACUGAAUUCUUCAAAAAUAUCCAUCCAAAUACACCUUAUCUCCAUCAACUGCCUUGCAGUUGGGGAGCAGUUUUCUUCCCCAAGCAAUGGAGAGAAUUCUACGUCUACAUGAACAUGAGAUUCACCGAAGACGCAAAGACAAAUCCAGUUCAGAUUCCUAAGUCUAGAACAAAUGGAUGGCAAGCUUCAUGGAAGAAAUUCUUAAUCGAUAUGAUGUACCUUAGAGGGUAUGUGAGUCUUUAUCCGAAUUUCCCAAAUCAAGCUAGCUUCUCAACCAAUCAUAUGGAGCCAGGAGCUCAUAUCAGUGCAAAAGAUAACGUUCUUAAACACAAGAUAGAAGAUUUUGAAGUUCCAUUAUUGAAGGACGAUUUUCGUGGGUUUUUACCAGGAGGUAAAUUACCUCCAGCUUCAAGACUACCAUCUAUAAAUCUCUUCAACCAAGCAGUCUCUUUGAAAGGACUGAAAGCUGCAGGGGCCAAGCUUAAACAAGACGUGAUCGGUUGCGUUCCAACCGAUGUCGUUGUUGUCGAUCAUGACACCGGUUUGCCUAGCCGUUGUGCGAAAUUCUGAUAUUUAGAUUGUUGUUUAUCAUUAUCAUUAAUUCUUUGCUUUCAAUUAUAGUUGUCAGCACAAAAUCUUUCUUUUUUUGGUUUUUGUUGAGAAAGCAUCAAGUAAUAGUCGCAGUACUGGAACGAGAGAAACGGGAAGAAAACAGUGGGACUUUAACAUGGGUGAGAGCUGUUACUUCUCAGUGAAUUCCAAAUUUUAAGGGCAAGUAGAAAUUAUAAAUCUUGUUGGUAUAAAAAUUGUAAUUUUCCUUCAA